CGCAUCCUCCACACUCAGCGGCACGCGGAGAAAUAGGUUAACACUUCGCGUGAGCAAGAAGCCAUCCGAUCGCUCAAGAGAAAUUUAUACAUCACUCCUUUGCGCUUACUCCUUUUCCUGCUCCUCAACUUUCCCCCUGAUGCUCUCUUGCGGUCGCAAGUCAUUUCUAUAGAGCACAAGCUCCUGCUAUUUCCCACUGUUGGGUCGCAAUCUCGAUAACUGUCAACGCCAAAUACACCUCGGCUGAUUGGGGGAACCUACAACAUCAUGGCGGGCGGAACUGCCCACGCGGACGUGUAUGCCGCGAGGCUGGGGGAUAGCUCGCUUGAUGCCAAGUUAAAACUACAAAUCGCAGGGGAGCUCCGUGACUCGAUUGAUAUGUUUACACAGGGGCCGGCAGAAUACACGAAAUUUUUAGCGAAGUUAAUGCCUGUGUUUAUGAACAUACUAAGUGGUCAACCUGUCUUUGUGUCUACAUCCCCCGAGCAGAAAUUGCGGAAUAUUACUCUCGAUACGAUCCACCGGUUGCCAUAUACCCCACCGGAGGCUCUGGAACCAUAUGCUAGCGAUCUGAUGACAUUAUUAAUGACGCUUGUUAGGACCGAGAAUGAGGACAAUGCUGUUCUGUGUAUGAAGACGAUAAUGGAUUUUCAGAGACAUUAUCAAAAACAGCUUACAGAGAAGGUGCAGCCGUUCUUGGAUUUGAUUCAGGAAAUGUUUACUAUGAUGCCCAAAGCUGUAAAGGAAGCUUUCGACAAUCCGUCUACCACAUCGGGAGGUACGCCGGGGAUGCCUAGUACACCAGGAAAUUCUGCGCAGAAUUUGGGGAUGACCCAGAGCCCUAAGCCAAUGUCUCCAAUGAUGCCGGGUCAGGAUCCCGCGACAGAGGCGCAACAGCCCGCAAAAAUGCUUGUUAAAGGAAUGCAGAGUUUCAAGGUUCUUGCGGAAUGCCCGAUCAUAGUGGUCAGCUUAUUUCAAGCUCAUCGACCCUGUGUACACAAAAACGUUAAGCUAUUUGUUCCUCGAAUCAAGGAAAUGUUGCUGCUGCAGGCCGGACCUCAGGAGGAGGCGCAUAGACUGGCUAAGGCUAAAAGGGAGGUAUUCACAGGCGUUAGUUCUAACAUCAAGAAUAGGGUCGCAUUUGGGGAGUUCAUAACAGCGCAGGUCAAGACCAUGAGUUUUUUGGCUUAUGUGCUGCGAGUAUAUGCGCAUCAGCUCCAGGAAUUUUUGCCCACACUUCCUGAGAUUGUGGUGAGGUUGCUAAAAGAUUGUCCAAGAGAACGUUCUGGAGCUCGCAAGGAGCUGCUCGUGGCUACACGUCACAUAAUCAAUUUCAACUUUCGGAAGAUAUUUCUGGGCAAGAUAGACGAGCUCUUAGAUGAGCGAGUUCUUAUUGGAGACGGGUUAACUGUUUAUGAAACUAUGAGGCCCUUAGCAUACAGUAUGUUAGCAGAUUUGAUCCACCAUGUUCGAGAUGCAUUAGAUCGCGAUCAAAUUGGACGGACUGUCGAGGUGUAUACGAAGAAUUUGCACGAUGACUUCCCUGGCACAAGUUUUCAGACAAUGAGUGCAAAGCUGCUCUUAAAUUUGGCUGGGUUUAUAGCGAAAUUAGAGAACAAGCAGGAGGCUCGGCACUUUUUGAUCAUGAUCCUUGAUGCCAUCGCCGAAAAAUUCAAGUCCAUGAACAGACAAUAUGAGAAUGCUGUCAAGCAGAGCAGGAUGAAUUGGCUGGCCAAGGAAGAAACUAGGCCUGAGGAAGUUGUGAUGGAGCCGGAGAGGAAUAGACGGGAUGAGCAUGAUGAAAUAGACAUAUUUACGGCAACGCCGAUCAAGACAUCCAAUCCUAGGGAGAGGGGUGCCGAUCCAGUUUCAGAUAAUAAAUUUCUGUUUAAAAACCUUAUGAAUGGUCUCAAGAGCAUGCUUUUUGCUUUACGGUCAUGUAACCCACCCCUCCAAUCGGCAGACAACAACCCUCCAAAUUGGAAUGAGGUCGCAUUCGGGUUUAGCGCAGAAGAGGUCAAUGUCAUAAUCGGACUAUUUCGAGAGGGAGCCAGAGUCUUUCGAUACUACGGCGUUGAGCAUGAAGCGAAAGUAUCUGAUCCAAAUACCUCGCCGGUAGACUUCCUAACCAAUCACUUUAUGGUUCCGAAUGGAAAGGAAGAGAAGGAAUUAUUGGAGACUUUUGCGACCGUAUUUCAUUGCAUCGACCCGGCAACUUUCCACGAAGUGUUCCAUUCUGAAAUUCCGCAUCUGUAUGAGAUGAUGUUUGAACAUACGGCGCUCCUACAUGUCCCCCAGUUUUUCCUCGCUAGUGAAGCGACUUCUCCAAGCUUCUGUGGGAUGCUUCUCCAGUUUUUAAUGGGUCAUAUCGAGGAAGUGGGGACUAAAGAUCCAAGGAAGUCACAAGUGCUGUUACGGCUCUUCAAAUUGUCCUUUAUGGCCGUCACUCUUUUCUCGGCUCAGAAUGAACAAGUCCUGCUACCGCACGUUAGUAAGAUUGUUCUCAAGUCGAUCAGUCUAUCAACCACUGCGGAGGAGCCCAUGAAUUACUUCCUGCUUCUGAGGUCUUUGUUUCGCAGCAUAGGUGGUGGGAGGUUUGAACACCUAUACAAAGAGAUUUUGCCUCUUCUGGAAACCCUUCUCGAGGUUUUAAAUACUCUGCUGAAUUCGGCUCGGAAAGUCCAGGAGAGGGAUCUGUACGUUGAAUUGUGUCUCACGGUCCCAGCACGCUUGAGCAAUCUCUUGCCACACUUGAGCUAUUUGAUGAAGCCGUUAGUGGUAGCUCUCAGGGCCGGACAGGAGUUGGUUACUCAAGGAUUGAGGACGCUCGAGCUUUGUGUGGACAAUUUGACGGCAGACUAUCUGGAUCCCAUCAUGGCCCCUGUUAUUGACGAUCUGAUGGCUGCGCUAUGGGAUCACCUCAAACCGUUACCCUACAGCCAUGUUCACAGCCACACGACUAUGCGAAUUUUAGGUAAACUUGGGGGUAGAAAUCGUCGGUUUUUGACACAUCCUCCUCCUCUAGCGUUCGGGCUUUAUGCCGAUGACGAUUGCAGCGUCAAUGUUAAACUCCAUGGAGCGCCCGGUGAACGGGCGUUCCCAGUGCUUCGCGCGGUUGACCUAGCUAUGGAAAAGAUAUUUGAUAACAAGCUUUUGAAAACCACACAAGAUAAAAAGACCGACCUAUUUUAUAAACAGCAAUCUCUGAGGCUUUUGAGCUCUGCUCUAAAACUUUUUGUGGGGUACGAUCCACUACCAGAGGAUUUCGCUCUGUUAGUCCGGUUACAGGCCAAUGAUUUGGCGAGCGGAUCAUCGGAUCUCGUAGAUGCUCGUAUUCCAUCCUCCGACCGACAUAAACCUGUUUUUAAAAAGCACGACCAAGAAGUUGUCCUCCGGAAACUUCUGGAGUCAGUUAUACACGCCGUUGCUAUCCCUGAGCUUGAGGAGGAUGCCUCCUCACUAGUGUUUGAUGUAUGCCGGCAUUUCACAAUCUUGGAAGUAGGGAGAGCAACAACAGAAAUGCGACAAAAGAAACAGCAGUUUGUCGUCAAUAGUGGCGAAGGCCCAAUGUAUCUUGACAACAGAAGCUUGUCUGAGGCUCUCGCCCAUUGCUUCUCUUCGGAGAGUAAAGCUGUGAGGGAACUGGUCAAGAAAGCAUUGAAGGUGAUCUACGACGCUGCGGCCACCCUCUUUGGAUCAACGGAGAACGUUCAUAAACUUCCCUUCUUUCUUUCAAUGGCGAAAACCUUCUGUCAUUGCUGUUAUGAAGAGGAAUGGUAUCCUAAAUCUGGUGGGUGCUUAGGGAUUCGUGCACUGACUGAGGAUCUCGAUUUGGGAGAGGCUUGGAUGGUGGACCGUCAACACGAUUUUGUUCGGGCCUUGUUAUAUGUCAUCAAGGACAUGCCUCCAGACCUUCCGGCUAGCACUCGGGAAUGUGCCCAAUCCACACUUGAUCUUGUUCUGCGGAGUUGCAACAAAAAUGUCACUAAGGAGGAAAUCACGACGUAUCACUCGAAAAGUUUCAACUUAUGCGCUUUGCUCAUUUGCGAAAUAUCCAAUCCUAAUAAGCAUGUAAGGGAGACGGCGCAGAAAUCUUUUGCAACCCUGUCGAGUAUACUUGACAUAGAAAUACACACAUUAAUGACUCCUGUCAAAGAUCGCUUGUUAACACCUAUUUUCAACAAGCCACUUCGCGCCCUUCCGUUUGCGAGUCAGAUUGGCUAUAUCGAUGCUAUAACUUUUUGUCUCAGCCUCCAACCCGCCUUUCUGGAAUUCAACGAGGAGAUGAAUCGUCUUAUGAUGGAAGCACUUGCCCUUGCAGAUGCUGAUGACGAUGCCCUGUCGAACAACCGUGUCCCCGAACACCGAACAACUGAGUCCGUCCUCAACUUACGUGUAGUUUGCAUUAAGCUAUUGUCUAUGGCAAUUACAUACCCCGAUUUCGCUUCCCCUGAUAAAACUCAAACAAGAGGGCGGAUUAUUUCAGUGUUUUUCAAAUCUCUUUACUCAAAAUCUCCGGAGGUCAUCGACGCAGCAAAUUCGGGGCUUAAAGGGGUCCUUGCACAGACAAAUAAGUUGCCAAAGGAUCUCCUUCAGAACGGUCUUCGCCCGAUCUUGAUGAACCUUUCUGACCCAAAGAGAUUAAAUGUUGCAGGUUUGGAGGGGUUGGCAAGACUACUGGAGCUUCUGACGAAUUACUUCAAGGUGGAGAUUGGUAGUAGGUUACUAGACCACCUGAAGAACUUGGCCGAACCAAAUACCCUCCAGCAGACCUCAUUCAAAUUGCUCGAGCAGAACCAAAACAUUCGAGUCAUAGCGUCAAUAUUAAACAUAUUCCACUUGCUUCCACCGGCAGCAGUGCAGUUCUUGGAAGAAAUGUUUAAGAUUGUAAUAGAUCUAGAGGAAAAACUUCGGCGAACACGGCAUAGCCCAUUUCGAGCUCCUCUCUUGAAAUUCGUCAAUCGAUAUCCUAGCGACACCUGGGCGUUUAUGAAGCCCAAGCUAAUCGAUAUCAAAUACGGCAGGAUUUUUUGGCAGCUUCUUGCAGAUGACACUAGUGGGCCAUUGCGUACUGUUGUUUGUGGUGACGUCCCACGUUUUAUGGAAUCAACGAUCCACUCGGAUAUCAGGAUGGAAGACAGAUUCAUUGCUACAGUAAACGCGGCAAAUAUUGUUAACGCCAUCGUGAAGCACCCUGGCAGUAAAGAGUGGCUUGUGCAAAAUCGCGAUUUGAUGGAGAAAUUGCUUCGGGCUGGGAUUGAAUUGAGAGAUAGAUUGAAGGAAGGGAAGGUUGCGGUUCCUGUUAGAUUGGCUGUUGAACAAUCUUCUGAGACAUUACUCGAGAUAUUUAUGACCUAUCUCACAUAUGCGGAAGACGAUUUGGAGUUCCUUUUCCAGGUGAUCGACGCACAGACAUCUAACAAGCUUAAGAGAUCUAAUGCUCUGACCAGCCACAUCUAUUCUCGGAUCAUAUGUGGCGGGUCCAUUGAACGGUGGCGAAAUGUGAUAUAUAGGUGUCUGGAUUUGUAUUCCGGGAAAUCCUCGACUCAGGAGACCAAAACAUUUGCCUUUCACUACCUGGUUAAUCCCAUACUUGCUAUGGAUGUUCAGCGCGGGGCUAAACCCGUUAACGGACAAAAGCUUGUUGACAGAAAUAUGAUUGAAGCCAUUCACUCCAAAAUCUGGAGGCCAAACCUUGGAGAUCUGGGGGAUGACGCCUCUCCUGGAUUAGAUCACUCCCGGAUGGAACUUCUGCAGAUAUUGUAA
Molecule: messenger RNA, 5766 nt
Organism: Tuber melanosporum (Perigord truffle)
Lineage: Eukaryota; Fungi; Ascomycota; Pezizomycetes; Pezizales; Tuberaceae
Exons: 11
Coding region: 268-5766 (1832 amino acids)
Biological process (GO): regulation of DNA-templated transcription; DNA repair
Cellular component (GO): SAGA complex; NuA4 histone acetyltransferase complex; nucleus
Molecular function (GO): transcription coregulator activity
Source: RefSeq, a predicted model, not a curated record